Messenger RNA from Culicoides brevitarsis, 1747 nucleotides. Its product is annotated as probable pyruvate dehydrogenase E1 component subunit alpha, mitochondrial. Gene Ontology annotation, biological process: pyruvate decarboxylation to acetyl-CoA. Gene Ontology annotation, molecular function: pyruvate dehydrogenase (acetyl-transferring) activity. The record is from RefSeq and is a predicted model, not a curated record. Gene Ontology annotation, cellular component: intracellular membrane-bounded organelle. The transcript has 4 exons. Bases 192 to 1385 code for a protein of 397 amino acids. Lineage: Eukaryota; Metazoa; Arthropoda; Insecta; Diptera; Ceratopogonidae.
ACAACUACUAGCUAUUCUUAUUGACUUUUCAAAGUAGAACGAUUUAAUUUUGCGAUAAUUCACGCGAAUCUCGUGUUUUGUUGAUAUCAAGUGCAUUGAAUAGUAUUUUUUUACAAAAGAAACGCGAAAAUAAAAGAGAAAGGUCAAAUAAAAGUUUUUAAUAAACAAUAACAAAAAUUUAAUAAUAUAAAAUGGGUUCGGGAGCAUCAAAAAAUGUUCAAGUGACGAAGGAAAUCGGAAAGAAAGUGCUAUCGGCAAGUCCCAAAUCGAAUGGAUAUGCCACCGAAGCAUCUUUUGAGACCAAGCCAUACAAGCUUCAUCGAUUGGAGCAAGGUCCCAGCACAAAUGUCUCCGUAACUCGUGAAGAUGCUUUGAAAUUCUACAGUCAAAUGUACGCCAUUCGUCGUUUGGAGAACGCUGCCGGCAGCUUGUACAAGGAAAAAAUCAUUCGUGGUUUCUGUCAUUUGUAUUCCGGGCAGGAAGCUUGCGCUGUUGGCAUGCGAGGAGCGAUGCGUGAUCAAGAUGCCGCCAUUACUGCGUACCGUUGUCACGGUUGGACCUACUUGAUGGGCGUUUCGUUGCAAGGCGUUUUGUCGGAACUCACGGGACGUAAGCCUGGAUGUGCUCGUGGCAAGGGAGGCUCAAUGCACAUGUACACAAAGAACUUUUACGGCGGAAAUGGCAUCGUAGGAGCUCAAGUUCCUCUCGGAGUUGGCAUUUCCUUCGCACAAAAGUAUCUCGGCAACAAUGGAGUUUGCAUUGCCUUGUAUGGCGAUGGUGCCGCUAACCAAGGACAACUCUUCGAAGUCUACAACAUUGCAAAAUUGUGGAAAACUCCGACAAUUUUCGUGUGUGAGAACAACGGUUACGGCAUGGGAACGUCUGCUGAACGUGCUUCUGCCAACAUCAACUAUUACACUCGUGGCGACUUUGUACCUGGCAUCUGGGUCGAUGGUAUGGAUGUCUUGGCAGUUCGGGAAGCCACUCGAUUUGCCAUUGAACAUGCUUUGAGUGAACAGGGACCUAUUUUGAUGGAAACCCAAACUUAUCGUUAUUCGGGUCACUCCAUGUCGGAUCCAGGCACCAGUUACCGUUCACGCGACGAAAUCCAAGAAGUUCGUCAAACGCGUGACCCCAUCACAUCAUUCAGGGAAAAAAUUACCUCAACUGGCCUCGUUACCGUGGAAGAACUCAAGAAAAUCGAAGCCGAUAUCCGUGCAGAAGUCGAUAAUGCGCAAAAAAUGUCAAAAACCGACCCCGAAGUCUCCAUGGACGAACUCACAACCGAUGUCUACGCCAAUCCAGAAAAUAUUCCCACAAUCCGUGGCGCUAUUCCAACUGUCGAAAUACCUCAUGCAAGAAAGGGCAAAGCUGUCAACUUGUAAAAACCUGAAAAAAAUUUCCAGAUGUUACUUUAACGAAGAAAAAAUUGGGAUUUUAACUUUUUUUUUGUGAUUAACGAACGAAUAUUUCGAAAAAAUAUUCAAAAUGUAAAUUAUUUAUUUAUGUUAGCAAAAUUAACUGCAUAUAAGAAUAAAAUGGAAAGCAUUUUUCUUUUAAAAUAUGAAACACAAACGAAAGUUUCCACUGAAAAAACAAUUGAAAAAAAAAUCUCAACUGCCAUUCAAAUCAAAAGACAAAUACCUAUCAAGAAAGUUUUUUUUACAAUGUUAAAUUUGAAUUCAAUCAUACCUAUAUUAUAUGAUAAAAAGGUCAAAUAGAAAAUAAAUAAAUAAUUAUUACUCAA